Messenger RNA from Zeugodacus cucurbitae (melon fly), 2212 nucleotides. Its product is annotated as probable serine hydrolase. NCBI's taxonomy places the organism in Eukaryota, Metazoa, Arthropoda, Insecta, Diptera, Tephritidae. Bases 271 to 1320 code for a protein of 349 amino acids. The transcript has 3 exons. The record is from RefSeq and is a predicted model, not a curated record.
GCAAAACACUAAUGUUGCGACUAUUUUUUUGUUUCUUAUCAUAUGCGGUAAAAGUUCAUUCAUAACUAUUCAAGUAAAAUAUUAACACAAAGAAGAUUGAACUAGUGAAUGAAAUAUAAUUAUCACGCGAAUUGGUAUACAUACAGUGUCAAAGGUCGGUUGGCAGUAAAUUGCAAAACUUCUUAAACUAUUAGGCAGUUAUAAAAUAGAAUUUGAUAUCCAAACAAAAUUCCUUUAAAAGGACAAAAUUAUUAAAAUCUACAUUCAAUAAUGCUUCCGGUCUUUAAAUCUAUCAGCGAAACUGAAUAUUCUCAUACUGAAAAGCUAAUGGAUUUCAAAUCAGAAGAUUCCCGGCGUUACCGUCACGCAGGUGAUUUAACAAAUGAGCCGCCAACUCGUGAGUUUUCAGAAAUCACUAUCCCCAUGCCUUGGGGUCACAUAUCCGGUAAAUGGUAUGGUCCUCAAGAUGUGCAACCUAUACUUGGGCUACAUGGCUGGCAAGAUAACGCUGGCACCUUUGAUUUACUAGUACCACUUUUGCCGCCAGAUGUCCCAUUCCUUUCGAUAGACCUGCCCGGUCAUGGACUCUCAUCGCGCUUACCGGACGGCUGCUACUAUAACACCACUGACAAUUUGUAUGUAAUACUAAUUGUAAUGAAACAAUACAAAUGGAAGAAGGUCUCUUUGGUCGGUCAUUCUAUGAGCUCCAUAAUUGCAUUUAUGUUUGCUGCAAUUUUCCACGAUAAAGUAGAUAUGGUUAUCGGUAUAGAUGCAUUGAAACCACAUCAACGCUUGCCCGCCAGUAUUUUACGUUCGAUGGAAACACGUAUGGAUGCAUUCUUAAAAGAGGAUGAACGCAACCAGUCAAAAGAGGAACCGCCAAGCUAUUCGUAUGAUGAACUUAUUGAACGCAUUUUUAUCGGCACAUUCCAUUCCAUCAAUAAAGAUCUCUGUAAACAUAUGUUGGCGCGUAGUAUACAAAAAUCGGAGAAAUAUCCAGAGAAAUACUUCUUUUGCCGCGAUCGUCGUUUGAAGUUCUACAAUUACAUGGUUGGUUCACAGGAUCUUUGUGUAGAAAUGGCUAAACGCAUUGAGUGUCCCUAUAUGUUUAUUAAAGCGCGACAUUCCAGUUAUUUCGAAGAUAAAAAGUAUUAUGAUGAGGUAUUAGCUAUUUUACAGAAUAAACCGAAUUUCGAAUAUGUGGAGGUUGAUGGCUCGCAUCAUGUACACAUAAAUCAUCCAGAGCGCAUAAUUGGACCAGUUAACGAUUUCAUUAAUCGCUAUGGUCCUCUUGCUAAGCAAAGUUCUAGCAAAUUGUAAAGUUUUCUUAAGUAUAAAUUGAAAGAUUUUUAUCGGAGCAAAUGAACAUACAUGCUUAUGCUAUAUUUGUGAUAAAUGUAAAUAGUUGACAUUUGAAAUUGAAAAAUACACUCUGUUAAGUUUGAAUACCUAAAUAAUGCACAUUGAUGAUUUUGUUAUUUUUUAUAUUUACGGAUAUAUGUACAUAUGUACUUAUGUGUAUCAUGUUUAGUAUUAAUAUUGCAUACAUUUUUUCGGAAAUGUGUUCUGCUGCUUCAACCAUAAUAACAACGAACAUUGAAAGCUCCACGUUUCAACAGUUGUCGGAUGGACGAAAUGUAACCGGAAGAGGUCCUGAUUUUUUCCCCUACUAAGGACUAUUAACACGUCUACAUUCCUUUAAAUCACUAAGAAUUAGAGUUGUAACGCUAAACGAAAAUCAUUAUAUUGUACCAAAGUAUAGGUCUUACUUUUGGCUUUAAAGUAAAUUAUGUUUGAGGUAAUAUUUAUGCCAUUUUUACAACAUUGGCUCGUAUAUUCGGCAUAUAGGUAACUAGAAUUUCAAAAGUUAUUACAUGCAAAAUUUAAAUUAUAAAGUUAACCCCAAUGUUGAAAAUUACUAUAAUGCAUAUGUAUAUGGUUUUUCGUUUUCCACUAAAAAAAAACAUUCUAAACAUGCUUUUAAUAUUUGUAACUCACUUACUCAUUGUUCUAAAGGAAGUGGGAGAGAAUGUAGGUCGAUAUCAGCCUUUUUCAAACAGUAACAUAAAAACGUCAAAGGCAAUACAUUUUGGUUGCAUCUUUUAAUAAUUGCUAAAAUAUAAGAUUUAAGGCGUUGGUUUGAAAUAUUAAAAAUUUGAAAAAAAAUAUAUAUAUACUUAAAACACGUUUAUCUCAAAAAUUAAAAUUUUAG